Molecule: messenger RNA, 7589 nt
Organism: Salmo salar (Atlantic salmon)
Lineage: Eukaryota; Metazoa; Chordata; Actinopteri; Salmoniformes; Salmonidae
Source: RefSeq, a predicted model, not a curated record
CCAGCCCCUCACAGCCAUUCGCUGCUUCUCGAAAUAAUCAACGGUCAUUCAACAAAGGCAGGCUGGAGUAACACGGACAAUAACGGGGAAUCCCGUUUUUAAAUGACCACUUAACCAUCCAACAACAAUCUAUGUCAAGACUACCGACGGAUCACAUCUAACUGCCGUGUCUUCUGUCUCUAGCGUUGGACCACAGUGACAGUGCAUACCUAAUCUAAAUCAGUAUAUCGUCUAAAUUAACCAAGACCGACAUCCAAAAAUGGUUCAGAAUACCACCCCAGAAGUCACUGGCUUCCACCGCUCUUUUAAUGUCCAAAACCCUUUUAAUUCUGAAGAUUAUACCAAAACAGACUCUAGUCUCCACGAGUCAAACUUACAUUUAGAUUGUCCCCCAAGACCUGACAUGCCAGCCAGCCAGCCUAUUAACAUCCCAGAUGCCAAGAAGAGGACCAAGAAGAAGAAGAGAUGCAGGGUCACCGACAGUUUCACUGGACGAUUCCAAGAUGUGUACGUGCUGCAGAUGGAGGUGCUGGGCGAGGGGGCCUAUGCUGUCGUCCGGACCUGUAUCAACCUCAUCACCCAGAAGGAAUAUGCUGUCAAGAUCGUCGAGAAGCGUGCGGGUCUCAGUCGGAGCCGAGUCUUCAGGGAAGUGGAGAUGCUUUAUCAGUGCCAGGGACACAGAAACAUUCUGGAGCUGGUCGAGUUCUUUGAGGAAGAAGACAAAUUCUACUUGGUUUUUGAGAAACUAAGAGGAGGGUCAGUGUUGACCCACAUCCACCGUAGACAACAUUUUAGUGAGCAGGAGGCCAGUUAUGUGGUGCAGGACAUCGCCAGUGCUCUGAACUACCUCCACAACAAGGGAAUGGCGCACAGGGACCUGAAGCCUGAAAACAUCCUGUGUGAGCACGGAGACCGGAUGUCACCAGUGAAGAUCUGUGAUUUUGACCUGGGCAGUGGCAUCAGACUGAACAGUGACAGCUCUCCUAUCUCUACACCUGAACUCAUCACUCCGUGUGGUUCAGCAGAGUACAUGGCUCCAGAGGUAGUGGAGGCCUUCAGUGAGGAGGCUACGAUCUAUGAUAAGCGCUGUGACCUGUGGAGUCUGGGGGUCAUCCUGUACAUUAUGCUGAGUGGGUACCCUCCCUUCGUAGGGCGCUGUGGCACCAACUGUGGCUGGGACUGGGGAGAGCCCUGCCAGGAAUGCCAGAACAUGCUGUUUGAGAGCAUUCAGGAGGGGAAGUACGAGUUCCCUGAGAAGGACUGGAAGCAGAUCUCCUCUGGAGCUAAAGACCUCAUCACCAGACUUCUGGUCAGAGAUGCCAAGAACCGCCUCAGUGCUGCUCAGGUCCUGCAGCACCCCUGGGUCCAAGGGUGUGCUCCCAACACCGUGCCCUCCAGGAUGAACCACAGAGGCAGCAGAGCCCAGGACCUGACCUUCUUCGCCGGCCAGGCUGUGGCCGUCACCCGCCAGCUAGCUGAGCAGGACGAGAGCGACCGUCAGGAGAGAGAGGACCUCAACGAAGAUUCUGAGGAAGAAGGGUCGUUGGGGUCCCUCUCUCUGUCCCCCUCGCCCCACCACAUGGCUACCAGCACCACUGCCAGCUGCAGCCUCAGCCCCCAGAGCUCCCUGCGCCCCCUCUCCCCCUUGUCCUCUCGGCUGGCCCGGCGAAGGAGGAGAGGGCCCCCCCACACAGGGCCAGUGUGUGCCUCGGAGCUCCGGCAGCUCCUUGCCCCCCUGGUCAUCAUGGAGGACUGUGUCUGAAACCUCUAAUAAUCGUUAAACUGACCGACCAACUGCAAAACCUAACCUGAUAAUGCUCCUGAAAAAUUCAUAGCUCAUCUCCUCCUCUCACCUCUUUUCCCCCUCUACCCCCUCCCAUCAUCUUUCUCAUCACUAAGCUACACCUGCAAAUACCUCAGUGGCUUGGAUGAUGAUGGGGUCGUGGUCUUCGAAGCACUUAAAGAAGCACAUUGACCCUAUGCCUAAUUCAAAGGAGGGAGGUAGGGGAAAGGGAUUUUGAAGGCACAAAAAAAAACAAAAAAACAACUACAAUUGAAACAAGCUCCCACACCAAAGGACCAAUGGCUGCUACUGCUGAUGUUCCACGCGCUGUACUCAGAGGAGCUGGGUCAUCCCACUUUGAAUUGAAAACUUCAUCAACCAGCUUCAUCAGAUACACUAAAGACACCAGGAUGGAUCUACUAACUAGAGGGGGUAUACUGCAAAGUGGGUUCAAUGAGUUAGCCAGAUAACUUUGAUAAGCAAGUCGAAAUAGACAUUGAUUUUUUUUGUUAAUAUUUUUUUUAAAUAAAGCUAAACUUGGAUAUGUUUUUUUGUUUGUUAAAUCAAAUCGACAUGCUGUUUUUCAAGCUUAUCUUUCUACAAAAUAAAAAGGAAUCAGAAUAUGUAGGCACGUUAGCUGGCUAACUCCUUUAUAGUAUACCCCUCAGGACCUUCCCUCUCCUUCAGUCUACGAGGGUGGGAUGGCCCACCUAUCCAGCUAGCAUCAGUGUUGUAACGCACUUAUCCAAACUCACUGAGUGGCUCACUCAAACCCUUCCUGCUUGUUGUAGUGGGAGCUCAGGUGGCCUGAUAACCGGGCCCGGCCGAUAGGCUAGCUAACUCUUUACGAGGCAGCUAGGCUAGCUAACUCUUUACGAGGCAGCUAGGCUAGCUAACUCUUUACGAGUCAGCUAGGCUAGCUAACUCUUUACGAGGCAGCUAGGCUAGCUAACUCUUUACGAGGCAGCUAGGCUAGCUAACUCUUUACGAGGCAGCUAGGCUAGCUAACUCUUUACGAGGCAGCUAGCCUAGCCAAGUCUUUACGAGGCAGCUAGCCUAGCCAAGUCUUUACGAGGCCGCAAGGCUAGCCAAGUCUUUACGAGGCCGCAAGGCUAGCCAAGUCUUUACGAGGCCGCAAGGCUAGCCAAGUCUUUACGAGGCCUCUAGGCUAGCCAAGUCUUUACGAGGCCUCUAGGCUAGUCAAGUCUUUACGAGGCCGCUAGGCUAGCCAAGUCUUUACGAGGCCGCUAGGCUAGCUAACUAUCUAGUACCUCCUCAUUGCUGGGACUUUACACACCAACACAAAGUCCAAACAACAUCUCACCUGUUAUCAUUAUUUCUGCCCCUUGACCACUGCUGUUGUGGUGGUAAUAUCGAUCUGAGAUCUGAGCCGUUCUGAUUUGACAUGUUGUGCUCACUGACUGGCUGCAUCACAAGUGGCAUAUAGGGAAUAGGAUGCCGUUUUGAUGCAGUCAUUGUUGCUGACUGUAAUAGGAAGACAUGGACCCUGCCAAAGUAGCCUGAGCUCUUAGGGCUGGUUCCCCCUGGCACAAGUUAAACUGAGCCGGACCUGGACUAAAAUUCACUUCAAAUGGAGAAUCCUUUAGACAUGUUUCUUAGUCCAGGACUAAGUUUAAUUAAUCUGUGUCUGGGGAAACAAGCCUUAAAUUGGUCUGAAUCCAAGAGAGAGUCCCAGCAACGAAGGUACUUAAAACUUUAACACAAACUGUUUUCCAGCAGAUACCUCAGGACCUAGAAAUAUAUAUAUAGAGAGAGCUGGGGGGGGACUUCACCAGGUAUCAAUACAACUGUUAUUGACUCACCAGGUAUCAGCCAGGUAUCAAUACAACUGUUAUUGACUCACCAGGUAUCAAUAGAACUGUUAUUGACUCGCCAGGUAUCAAUAGAACUGUUAUUGACUCACCAGGUAUCAGCCAGGUAUCAAUAGAACUGUUAUUGACUCGCCAGGUGUCAGCCAGGUAUCAAGAGAACUGUUAUUGACUCACCAGGUAUCAGCCAGGUUUCAAUAGAACUGUUAUUGACUCGCCAGGUAUCAAUAGAAGUCAAAGGGAGACGAGGGGAGAGAGAGAUCCUCAGUUUUUCUUUACUUCAAUUCACGCGAUCAAAAGAUGUACAUUCUAAUAUUAUUAAGAGGUUUGAAAGGCCUUGGUAAUACUUGACAAUGGUCAUAAUCUGUCAUGUUGAUGACAAGUCAUUUAGUGAAUAAUCAAGGCCUUGGUUGUCCAGGUGACUGCUUUUUCAGUGUGUCCAGACGAGGCUCCAGCAUGGCUAGCUAGCUGGUAGUAUUCCAAGAAGACCAAAUGAACCACUUGUAGAGCGAAUGCCCAGGGCCAUGUGUUUUAGUCCCAUAUUAGGGCUAGUACUGUGGCUAUAACCAGCUGCCCAGAUCAGCCUAGUACUGUGGCUAUAACCAGCUGCCCAGAUCAGCCUAGUACUGUGGCUAUAACCAGCUGCCCAGAUCAGCUUAGUACUGUGGCUAUAACCAGCUGCCCAGAUCAGCCUAGUACUGUGGCUAUAACCAGCUGCCCAGAUCAGCCUAGUACUGUGGCUAUAACCAGCUGCCCAGAUCAGCUUAGUACUGUGGCUAUAACCAGCUGCCCAGAUCAGCCUAGUACUGUGGCUAUAACCAGCUGCCCAGAUCAGCCUAGUACUGUGGCUAUAACCAGCUGCCCAGAUCAGCUUAGUACUGUGGCUAUAACCAGCUGCCCAGAUCAGCCUAGUACUGUGGCUAUAACCAGCUGCCCAGAUCAGCCUAGUACUGUGGCUAUAACCAGCUGCCCAGAUCAGCUUAGUACUGUGGCUAUAACCAGCUGCCCAGAUCAGCCUAGUACUGUGGCUAUAACCAGCUGCCCAGAUCAGCCUAGUACUGUGGCUAUAACCAGCUGCCCAGAUCAGCCUAGUACUGUGGCUAUAACCAGCUGCCCAGAUCAGCCUAGUACUGUGGCUAUAACCAGCUGCCCAGAUCAGCCUAGUACUGUGGCUAUAACCAGCUGCCCAGAUCAGCCUAGUACUGUGGCUAUAACCAGCUGCCCAGAUCAGCUUAGUACUGUAGCUAUAACCAGCUGCCCAGAUCAGCUUAGUACUGUGGCUAUAACCAGCUGCCCAGAUCAGCUUAGCUCCGCUUAACUUUUGUAUAGGAAUGUCACAUGUUGCUAUAAAAUAAAAGUUACUAUCACAUGACCUAAAGCAACAACGAUAUGUUAUUUAAAGUUCUCAACAGUCUUUCUCAAAAUCUAAAUUGAAUUAAUUUUGGGGCCAAUUAGGGAAAGCAUUCCAAACAACAGAUCUUAAAGGAUAUGACGCAGAUGUGAAUGAUAAACCCAUACUUUAUAUUUCGGGGGGGGGUUAACUCCCAAUAACUCCUAGGGUUGUGUCCCAAAGGCACCCUAUUCCCUAUGCAGUGUACUACUUUAGACCAGAGCCCUAUGGCACCCUAUUCCCUAUGCAGUGCACUACUUUAGACCAGGGCCCAUAGGGCUCUAUGUGCACUAUACAGGAAAUAGGGUGCCAUUUGGGACGUUUCUCUACUAUACUGUGUCAGGCUGCUGUUUCUCCGGCUGUUAAGCUUCUGUUUUUACUGUUGUUUUAAAGUUUCUACAUUGUUGGUGGGAACAGACAGAGAGGUUCUGUGUCCCGGUUCAGAGAGAAUAGUUCUGUUAUUGAACUCUGUUGUUGAUGGGAACAGACAGAGGGGUUCUGUGUCCCAGUUCAGAGAGAAUAGUUCUGUUAUUGAACUCUGUGGUUGAUGGGAACAGACAGAGGGGUUCUGUGUCCCGGUUCAGAGAGAAUAGUUCUGUUAUUGAACUCUGUGGUUGAUGGGAACAGACAGAGGGGUUCUGUGUCCCGGUUCAGAGAAUAGUUCUGUUAUUGAUGGAACAGAGGGGUUCUGUGUCCCGGUUCAGAGAGAAUAGUUCUGUUAUUGAUGGAACAGUAUGUUGAGGAGGGUGGAGAGAUAAAUGAGAUGAAUAUGGUUAUUUAACUUCAGUGUUUCUGUCUAUCUUGUUCAGAUCAAACCACAAACUGUUUGCUUUAUGGUUUUUCUUUUGUGCUGGUAACGUCGUUGAACAACUGUGUGUCGCAGAAAUCUAUCGUAAGUGCCAUCUUAAAACAAGUCCAUCCGUUAGUUUCGACUUUUGUUUUAUCCUGAAUGUCUGAAUCUCUACCACAGUACGUCUGGGAAGACCCUAGUUAACACUGCCACACAGUUUCUGCUCUAACAUAGACCAGUCUAGCCCAAGUGAAGCCUUUCAUGUAGAAUCCAGGCGACAACCAGUCACCAGCAGCUUCAUAAGCAGUAGAAAAACAAGCCCCUCUGCUGUGUAUUGGACCGAGCCUGUCAGGAUAGAUGGCAGUGUAUUGGACAGAGCCCGUCAGGAUAGAUGGCAGUGUAUUGGAUAGAGCCUGUCAGGAUAGAUGGCAGUGUAUUGGACAGAGCCUGUCAGGAUAGAUGGCAGUGUAUUGGACAGAGCCCGUCAGGAUAGAUGGCAGUGUAUUGGACAGAGCCCGUCAGGAUAGAUGGCAGUGUAUUGGACAGAGCCCGUCAGGAUAGAUGGCAGUGUAUUGGACAGAGCCCGUCAGGAUAGAUGGCAGUGUAUUGGACAGAGCCCGUCAGGAUAGAUGGCAGUGUAUUGGACAGAGCCCGUCAGGAUAGAUGGCAGUGUAUUGGACAGAGCCCGUCAGGAUAGAUGGCAGUGUAUUGGACAGAGCCCGUCAGGAUAGAUGGCAGUGUAUUGGACAGAGCCUGUCAGGAUAGAUGGCAGUAUGUUGACCCUGAAAAGUAGGACUGACCUCUAAGAAGUAGGACUGACCUCUGAGAUGUAGGACUGACCUCUGAGAAGUAGGACUGACCUCUAAGAAGUAGGACUGACCUCUGAGAAGUAGGACUGACCUCUGAGAAGUAGGUCCCAUUUGAGUCCCCAUACAGAGAAAGGCCCAAGUAUAUUUUUGCUAUGAUAUACAUCAUAUUCCUAACUCCAACUCUAUUUUUCUAACGUGUGGGUAGGCUCAUGUAAAGCCUGUUUUCAAAUGAAACAUGAUGAAGCCUUUGAUAAUAAUAUGGUAUAAUUCAGUUCAUGUUCCCUCGUUGCUAAGAUACAACCCUCACUGUUGUUGUCAGUCAGUGACAAUCUGCCUGAUGGGUAGCCUGAAAUCCAGGAAGUACUAACGUUCCACUCCUCGCCACUGUUUGGCAUGACAAGGAUUGGCAAGGAGUGGAAUGUUAAUACAAGAUUACUGUGUUUUCAGCCUACGUGGCGGUCAGGCUGUUGGAAACCGUUCAAAACCUCAAAUAGUGUCAGAAUGAAUGUGAAACACUUUUAAAUAAUGUUUUUAGUUUUGAACAAGUCCCUGAAAAGUCAACGCCUUGAUUUAAUUGAACCUGCGUUCAUUUUUUUCAUCUGAAAAUGGAACUAGCAAAUCUAUCCAGAUGUUUUUAUUUUAUUUUUUUACUUUCUUUUGGCGCAAUGCAUUUUUGGUUAUGACCCUCACUGACAUUCUGUUCAGUUGUAGUGGCCCCUAGUCUGUUCUGGGGCUCGUCAGUCGGUCAUUUUGAUCUUUCUGUUUGGUCCACUGUGUGCUUGGUUCAUUCAGCAGCCUGUAGACGCAUGUGGGGAGGGAACGAAAAUCGAACUGCAAAGCAGCGGAACAAUGGAUGUCAAAAAGCACUUUGUCAUGACAUACCUCUACUCAAACCAUUUUCUCUAAGCCGUUGCAAAACAAUUUUGUAUUGUACAAUUCUUUUUUGGGGGAAAAAAAUUGAAAUAAAUUUAAUCCACAGAGAAAAAGA